This is a messenger RNA of Amoebophrya sp. A25, 3284 nucleotides long. The record is from the annotation of a GenBank genome assembly. NCBI's taxonomy places the organism in Eukaryota, Dinophyceae, Syndiniales, Amoebophryaceae.
GCAGUGUCUUGAUGCAAACCUACGCUCGCUGGCUGGAGCGUGAGUUGAAGCAAGUGAAGUCUGAGCUAGCAUUAAGCCUGUACCUAAUCCAUCUCCAGAAGCAUUUCAAAGCUGUCCCAUAAGGGGGAAUAAAUAGGUGCGAGAUGCAUCUCAGGAUAGUAGAUUAGGGUGAGUUCUAAUGGCACCUUCAAAGGCGGCAGCCGCGCCUCGCAGUCCGCUGAAGGCCUCUCCCGAAGAGCUCGGCGUACUAGCGUUGCUUGCUGAGGGCAAGCGGUUUUAUGCAGAGCGCGUGGUAGCAAAACGUGACAACAACGUGGAUGGUGGAUACUCGUCCAGGCCGCCAGAUUCUCCUGACGCACCUACAACACCGCAGGAGGAAAACACGUGGACACUAGAGCAGGAAAUGGAGGUGGAGCAUAGACGGGCUACAGGUCUUAUGCAUCGCUACUUUCAUCGAUGGACGCAGUUGAAUCGGGCUCAGCGCCAUGUCGACUUUGGUGAUCGUAUAGCGGAGUUUGGCACUGAAGUUUUUCAGCAGCGCUUUUUAAAGAAUGCGAUCCGAGUUCACCCCAACCUUGAUGUUAUGAGUUGAUACAUCAUACAUAUAUAUGAUAUGUGAUAGUACCCUAAAUAAUAACUUUGAUAUUGAAGUUUGUUAUGAGCACCCUAGUAACCUUGAGAUUGAAGUUAUGAGCACCCUAAACUUGAUGUUACUUCUUUCAUCGAGAAGAUUGAUCGUCUUCUUUGCACGUGUUUUUCUGCUUCAAAUCUUCUUUCAUCUAGGACAACAGCGGACAAGUACAUUCAUUCCAUCAUUCUCUUCGGCGAGUCUCAUGUGUUUGUUAUCCUCGUUCCUGGCGUGGUUAUUCGUCCAUGAUUAUCACCCUUCCCUGUCCACUAUCACUUUCCUUCUUCGUUCAUCACUAUCAUCCCUUUAUCGGUAUCAUCCUCCCAUUGUUAUCACCCGUACAUUUUUUGUAGCCUUGCAUCGUUUUUAUCACCCGUACGUUGUUAGUAGCCUUGAAUCGUUUUUAUCACCCGUACAUUUUUAGUAGCCGGAGAUCGUCACGAGCCUUACAUCGUGAUUAUAUUUUAUACGUCCUCGCUCAUCAGUCAAAAACCUAGUCCUUCAACAUCUUAUAUAUACGUCUUCAUAUCUCCUGAGCAUAUGCAGAAAGCGAGCUGGCCGUGGGAGACGUUUCACGGUGGUGUCCAGUUCUUAGCAACCAAAGAUCCGAACUUCAGAGAAGUACCGGUGCUAACUGCGGAGCAUUCCAUAUUAUGCUGGCACUGCCAACACGUAUUUAGCAAAUAAGUAGGUACCCAGUUCUAUGAUUAAGUAGCAAAUAUGUACUAACAAGUAGAAGUAUACUUGGGAAAUACUGCUACGAAGUAUGAUUAAGUACUAUAAGUGUAACUACUUCUAACAAGAGUAGAAGAAGUAUACUUAGACGAAAUAAGUAAGUGUAAGUCGGUCAGUGGAUGUUGGCGCUUCGAUGUAGUUUGAGUGAUGGUGAUCAUAGCAAUAUUGGGUGAGGGACACUCCUAUACUACUAAUAAGUAUGCUGCCUGUUGGUCACUACGGAGAGGCAGGAAGGUGUAUUUUCUCUAAUAAGAUCACAGCUUGGGGAUAUGCAUCGGGCUGUAUCAGAUCCGGGUGUUCGGUUUAUCCCAGACCUGUACCGAGAGCAAAGCUGCUAGGAACAGGUUACGCAUCAGCAGCUAGAAGCAGGUUACGCUACUGACAAUUGUGCGGAGGUGGACAAGGCCAAAUUUCUGAAUUAUCGUCGGCAGGAGAAAGUAGUCAAGCAGCAUUUCCCUUGAUAAGACGUUGUUCGUCUAGCAGCUGCGGAGGCCGACAGUGCGAUCGUUGAAGUAGCGAAGAAAUUGGAGAGAUUUCCGAUUUCCAUAAUGAUUUCUGGCGUAGAAAUAGGGGGGGCGUAAGUCAAGAUCGUAAACAGAGUCCGUUUUCACGACCCUACGGGGGCGCAAGUAGGCUUCCUAUUUAAGAUCGUAGAAAUGCGGCAGUCGCAGCUGCGGGGAGGCCGGUGCCGGCAGGUACACCGGACAACACUGGGAUCACCCUUUCGGCGUUCUCGCACUACAAAAAAAAAAGGCAACCUGAUUGAUUGAUUGCUUGAAUGUCAACGAUAGCGCGUAGAUCUUCGGACGACAACUGGCUACUCCUGAAACAACCAUGACAAUGAAAAGCUCUGACUGUAUCUAUCACUUGUUUAUCAUCAUCUACCGUGUAAGAUAUUGCUAUAGCGCUAUCUGUGUGAGAUAUUGCUAUCAUUUGUUUAUCAUCUGUGUGAUCCACGAAUAGCCACUGCGGUAGUAGCUUUUGGUAGGUGGGUGCUGGUGCAUAAGCGGUGUAGAUGAAGGAGCGGCGUGACUUUUUGAUGAAGACAAGUCAACAGGGGCUUUGAUUAAUUGUCUCUGUUGCUCUGAUGUUUUGUGGUGCUUCCUAUGACAGACCGUUAGCAGUGUCAUCGCUGCAUAGUAGAAAUAACAAAUUUGGGGAGCAUCGAUUUCCACGACAUGGACCCCUUAGGAUAUUUACGCCUCGAAACGGUAUAAAUCUCUCUACGUCCGCUCACGUACUUUGUGUUAGGCCCCCCCAGUGAUCCAUGCCUGUGGGGCAUCAUUGGGCUGCCGUGCCGUACCAAAGUACAUGGAUCACUGCUGUCGUCACCAAGAACAGGCUAGGCUGUACUGCAAUCAAGUCCUAGAUGCAUCUCUUCAACAGGAGUCCUUUAGUUAGGUCAUUUCUAUUCAGGUCGUACUGCAAGUUCUUCUUCUUCUUCUUCUUCUUCUUCAAUGAGUCGCAUUUUCCUGACAGGAUAAGCAGUCUUGUACUUUUGAUACUACUGAUGUACUACGUCUACGUAUGAAUGAGUACUUCACCAACUUACUGUUGAUACUUCAGUUUCGGAAUACUGAUCAGGGCAACUUCCACACACCAUGACCGAGAUGAAGUCAGAUUGAUAUCGAAUGCCCCCAUCGAGAUCGACAGUUUCGGAAUGCUGCUCAGGGUGAAUCAGCUUGACCGUGGAAGCAGAUGGCCCUGGCUGCACGAGCCUGCCCUCCGCGAGCCCAUCAGCCAACAAGUUCAAGAAGAAUACCGAGAUCCAGAUGGUUAUCAAAACUACAUCACCCCAUUUAGUGAGUCGGAUCAUCCAUCGCCACCGGUUGAGCCAUUCGUAGUGUCGGGAAACUGGCACGUGAGUAUCCUCUUCAUGAUAAAAUCAUGAUAUCGCGAGAUCAUGCGUACUACAGUAAUC